This is a messenger RNA of Meleagris gallopavo (turkey), 3055 nucleotides long. NCBI's taxonomy places the organism in Eukaryota, Metazoa, Chordata, Aves, Galliformes, Phasianidae. The record is from RefSeq and is a predicted model, not a curated record.
AUUUUUGGUCUCCUGCAGGUUCCAGCCUUGGAAAUGAAGAGCAAACCACUCCUAAGGCAUCUGCACCUUCUAAAGACAUACCCAAGGGUAGCAGCAAGAGCGCAACACAGGUAUCGAGCAGCACAGCGACUCCACGCAGGAGCUUACUUCCAGCACCGAAAACUGCCUCUGCACCUGCUGGCAUGAAGAAAGAAAUACAAAAGGAUCAGGAUGCUAAUAGACCAGCUAUUUCCUCCCCCAAGAGAUCAGCAGUGACAGCCACCAAGCUCCACUCACCAGGACAUCCCAAGCAAAGGUCAACCACCCCAAGAAAUGUAUGUUCCCCCAAACCAGGAGAGAGUCGAGACGCUGAAAAGCAGUUCAUCCAGAAGCUGAAGGAAAAGUGCGAUGAGCAGUCCCGGCAAUUAAGCAAUAUCCGAGAUGAGCUUAAAAGGACCAGCUGUGGCUUUGAUGUCUUUGCCAUAACAACACAGCACUUCUGCAGGCAGGCAAAGGCACUCCAGCCCCUCAUGGUGAUGAGCUGCACAGUCAACGUGAGACCAAUAGCUGUUAUCCUUCAGGAACUCACGUAUGGUGCCCGCAUCAGGACAGUGUUUGCCUUUUUAGUGAAUUAGAGGCGUGUGGGCACUUCCCAAAGGCUAUCUGCAGAACCAAUAUUAAAUCUGAAUUUAAUAUUGAUAGACUUGUCUGUGUUCAUUGAGAACUGUAGGAAUGCCAAAAGCCUACUGCUCUUGUAUUUCAUGCUUGGGAACCUACAUGUAUUGAGACGAUCUGGGAUUGCUCACACAGUUGCAUAAUUGUGCAAUUUAUUGCCUUGCAACACAGACUCAGACUUCCAAGUUUUCAAGUGGCAUUUGAAAAUAUGAUCUGUAGACAUUUCUGAGACAGCGUUAUUUUCUGAAAGCUUGAGCAAAAUCUUUAGGGUAGCAUGGAAAAAGAAACUUUUUUCAUACUUUUCUCAUUGUAAAAAUAAUAAAAAUUGUAUGUGUUUGUUUCUGAGAAGCCUGCAUGCAGAAUGUUUGGGGUCUGAGCAGGACAGCAGUUUGCUGAGGGAAUUAUACACACUUAGGAAUGGGAGGGGUCUUAUUCCAGGGAAGUUGCCAAGAAGACCAACAGCAUCCUGGUACUCUGUCUUCUACAGGAGAGGCAGGCUGGGCUGGGCAGCCACUCUGCCUUUCAGAGGAGGAUAUAUCUCCUGACAUAAAAAGCAGUCGGUGACUGCAGCCUGGGCAACUGGCAGACCAUUCCCAACCUGUAAAGAGCUGCUGAAGUGGGAGGAAUCCCCUCUGCAGAAUUAAAGGAAGAAGAAAAGUAGCACAAAAUUUGUGGGGUUCAUAACCCAAGGGAACCUUGAAGCAUCAUGUUGUCAACACAGACGGUUUGCUCGUCUGACAGAGCACAGCAAAAGAGGAGGGACACAGAGACCAGAACAGAUAGAAUGGGCUACAUGUGUAGCUGUUUGUGCCCUAAUGGAUCACUUCAUAGAUGGCCAGAGAACCAAAAUAGUGUGUAAGACCACAUUCUGAUUUCUUUAUUGCUAUACAUGCCACACGCACACAGUCACGCUUGCAUUGUUCUAUCUGUGCAAAGCCCAGGGUAUUUUACCAUUCUGAUAUGUACCUUACUGACACCAGCUGAACAUGAGUCAGCAGUGUGCCCAGUGCCCAACAAGGCCAACAGCAUGUCCUACUUGUAGUAGGUAUGUGCCUCCCUCCAUUCACUACAUCUGACCUUACUGGUCCCACCACACCUUGCCCUCCCCAGGUGUCUUACAGACCUGUUUAACUGUGGGAGAAAGAGAGUGAUGAUAUGUAGUGAAGAAUGUACAGCAUGCAGCAGUACUUCAUACAGAUUUAUUAAACAUCAGCUAAACCAGUUUGCUAUCCUGGGGAAAAGCCUGGUCAAUUAAAGCCAAUGAUGAUUCACAAUGGACCAAAACAAAAUCAGAGCAGUUCUGACAUCAUAGUCAUUUGGUGAGCUAUGGAAAGUAAUGAUUGUAGUGCCUGUGGACAACUGUUUUUAACUGUUAGUUAAUUCAUUUGGGCCCUCAGAAAUGCACACGACUCCUGUUGACAUUGGAGAUUGCCUCAAACUUAUUCUGGAGUACAUUUAGUUUGUGCUGUGACAGAUACUGAUGGAUAUGGAGGUGAUACCAUGCAGACUUCUCAGAGCACAUAUCACCAACAGUCCCUCUGGCUUGGAUCUCUCCUGACCCUCUCCGGCUUGUUAAGCACGGUAAUAAUGAUGGUCCUGGCCCGUCUUCAGCGCUGUUCAGCAGCAUGUCCAGCCGCGGUUCCUCUUGGAAAUGAUAACAGUGCCAUCUAUAGGACAUUAGCCCAAAGUGACAAAAUUGCACUGUCACAGCAGUGGUUGUGAAAAAACUACUGAGAACAGAGAUGAGCCAGGAGCUUCCCUGGCUGUUCUCCCUUCUGUGUUGCAGAGGACAGGCCGGGCAGGCUGGGCUGUUCUGGAGCAGUGCAAGAUAUAUAUGCACAGGAGCCUGAGGUUUGCUAUCAGUUUGGCUACAAGGCUGCAGGUGACACUUCUGAUCCAUCCCCAGCUCUGUCUGCCCCACGAUACCUGUAUUCACUAGUGAAAAGCUCUGUGCAGUGAUAGGAUAGCAGCUGUCUGAUCUUAAUGACCUUUUGAGAAUGAGAUGAUGGAGGAAAAUGCUGUGUAUCGUGUGUUUGUCUGUUUUUGUGUUUUUUUUUCCUAGUCAGUUAUUGCCAGCAGAACUCAUCUGGAGCUUCAUGAAGUGCUCCAAAGUACCAGAGGAGAUGCAGGGCUGCCAGCUAUGCCAGCUUUGCAGCAUAGUUCUCCUUUGACACAGCAAAGGCAGUGGAAGCUAUGGGAGGAAGCAAAGAUCUCUGUGCAUAUUGCUCAUGUGGUGUUCCCUGAGCACACCUUUUUAUUCCUUUCCCACUGUGCAGACCCCAGUGACCAAUUGUUGAGUGAAGAUAAUUAGCCCUUGAUUAACACAAUUGUGCCCCUGUGACCAAAAAGGCCAGUGGUAUCCUGGAGUGCAUUAAAAAGAAUGCAGCCAGCAGGUCAAGGG